AUUCCAUCCAAAAUUUCGGCGUAGCUCGACUUGUUUAUUUCGAGUGAUUAAGCUAAACUGAGAGCCCUUGUCUUACCCGACCCCUCAGUGCUCCCACUCAGAUCCAGGCAGGGAUCGACAUGGAGAAGAUGAGCAGAGCAUUGGAGAGGGCUAAGAUGCUUGUUGGAAUGGAGGUGGACGAGGAAGUACCUGCCGAAGCGCCCUCCUUUUUCGAUGACUUCAACCGACAGUGCACGCUUACUACCCAGCAGAGGCUGUAUGGGUUUGCGGUUUGCUUAGCUGCUGGUCUAGCAUGUACUUUCCUGUCAAUACUUGUUUUCUUCAACCCUAUCAAAUUUGGAAUAACAUUUACUUUCGGCAAUUUGCUUGCACUCGGGAGCACAGCAUUCCUUAUCGGGCCCAAAAGGCAAUUUGAUUUGAUGCUUGAUGCUGUUCGUAUAUAUGCAACAGCCAUAUAUAUGGCAAGCCUCAUAAUUGCUCUAUUCUGUGCUUUUUAUGUUCACAGUAAACUUUUAACACUUUUGGCCAUUAUAUUAGAGUUUGGUGCUCUUGUAUGGUAUGGUCUGAGCUACAUUCCUUUUGCCCGAUCAAUGGUUUCAAAGAUCUUUUAUGCUUGCUUGGACACGGAGUUCUGAGCUUCACUCAGUUUUGCUUAUGGAUUGCAAAUUGGUUCAAUUAAUGGAUUUUUUUCCCCCUUUUUUUAUAAAUGGGAGUGAAUGCAGUACAUGUUAUUGAAACACGUUACGAUACUUUAAUGUUUGCUUCCAUUUCUGUAAAUAGAAGAGCUAUGUUCCUUGUCAAUUAAAUGAAAUUUUAUUUCAG
Phalaenopsis equestris is the source of this 822-nucleotide messenger RNA. Its product is annotated as vesicle transport protein SFT2B. The coding region runs from base 120 to 635 and encodes 171 amino acids. The record is from RefSeq and is a predicted model, not a curated record. Lineage: Eukaryota; Viridiplantae; Streptophyta; Magnoliopsida; Asparagales; Orchidaceae. The transcript has 6 exons. Gene Ontology annotation, biological process: vesicle-mediated transport. Gene Ontology annotation, cellular component: membrane.